Messenger RNA from Morchella sextelata, 414 nucleotides. RefSeq lists its product as uncharacterized. The record is from RefSeq and is a predicted model, not a curated record. Bases 1 to 414 code for a protein of 137 amino acids. NCBI's taxonomy places the organism in Eukaryota, Fungi, Ascomycota, Pezizomycetes, Pezizales, Morchellaceae. The transcript has 4 exons.
AUGCAAGAAGGAGUGUUUGUCAACUGCAAGAUUGCUCAGCAGAGAGAAAAAGCUUCGCCGCCUCAUGAAACACGGAUAGGAAUUAUCCGUGGGUGCGCGCUAGUGACGUUUGUGGCUGCCCGGCUGGCUGGCUGCUUUGCUUUGUUUACAGUGGAUUGGAAUUCUGGAUUUGGGACAGCUCGACAUUGGUCACUAUCAAAAGCAAUUGAUGAAGUAGGAGCUUUGACCACGGGCCAACAACGAAUGCGCUCAAUCAAUUGGGAGGGGAAUAUUCCGUUAUCCAGAUGUCACUCCCGGAAAUCUGAUAUCCCGAGAUCUGUUAGAGGUAUAAUUGAGAACGUUAGAUUGGCGCGGAAACUCCGUUCUAUGGGCCAUGGGGGUGUAUGGAUGUAUGAGGUUGAUCGUAGGGGUUAG